CUGAUCCGGAUUCACACUCGGACUUGAAGGAGCAGGAGGAAAAUGUCUCGUUUAUCUUUCUGAGGACUUUUUAAAGACAUGAAGUCCAAGAUGCUGCUGGUGCUGGUUCCACUGCUGUGUUUCAGCCUGAGCGUACUGGGGCAACUGGAGGAAUCCCAGUUGGAGGAUGAUUUUGAUAUCGUUUUGGAUGACUUUGAUUUGAAUAUCGCACCCCGCAGAGUUCCUCGGCAGGUGAAAACUAUACUUGCUAAGGAGACAAAACCCCACAUCCAAGAGCUCUCCAUCAAGACCACCAUCAUCUCCCGCUAUGCCUUCACUGCGGUGUACUGCGCCAUGCUCAACCGGCACACCGCAGCCACGGAGGGGGUCUUCCAGUUCCAGAUCCCCGCUGACGCUUAUGUGUCCAACUUCACCAUGAUCAUUGGAGGGCGUGUCUACCAGAGUGAGGUCAGGCCCAAGGAAAAGAAGGUCAAACAGGAGAAUGGAAAACCCAAGAACAAAGAGUCAAGUGACACAAGUUCAGUUCCAGAGGUGGAGAUGUUCCGGGUGGCUGUGAACAUCCCUGGCCGGAACCGGGCCAUCUUCCUGCUGAUGUACGAGGAGCUCCUUCAGCGCCGGCUGGGACGCUACGAACACGUCACCAGCCUGAGACCCCUGCAGCUGGUCAGCCGCCUCAGCCUGGACGUCACCAUCACUGACCACUCCGCCAUCAGGGACCUGAAGGUGCUGCCGCUCCGAAACGGCAAGGGCAGCGGUGCUGCCAAACCCGGCGCACCCAAGACACCAGCCAGGUCUGAGCUUCCUAUCACCACCGUAAUAAAAAAUGAGAAGAACGUCUGGAAAAUCACCUUUAGCCCCAACAUUGUCCAACAGGCCAAGACCACCACCAGUGGAAACCUGGGGGACUUUGUGAUCCGCUACGACGUGGAGAGAGACAUGGCAAUCGGACACAUCCAGGUUCUAAAUGGACAUUUUGUGCACUACUUUGCUCCCAAAGACCUUCCUGCCGUACCCAAAAAUGUGGUGUUUGUGAUCGACACAAGUGCGUCCAUGUUGGGGACGAAGAUCAAGCAGACCAAAGAAGCUCUGUUCACCAUCCUGAGGGAUCUGCGACCCGGCGAUCAUUUUAACUUCAUCAGCUUCUCUAAUAAGAUCAAAGUGUGGCAGCCGAAUCGUCUCGUCCCGGUCACACCCCUGAACAUCAGAGACGCCAAGAAGUUUAUUUACAUGCUGAUGCCAACUGGGGGCACAAACAUUGACGAUGCCAUCCAGACCGGCUCCUCUCUGCUGCGUGAUUACGUCUCGGGUCCUGAGAGCAGCCCCAACAGCGUCUCCCUCAUCAUUUUCAUGACGGAUGGACGGCCCACCGUCGGAGAGGUGCAGUCCACUUCCAUCCUGGGCAACACCCGCUCAGCCGUGCAGGAGAAGUUCUGCAUCUUCACAAUCGGGAUUGGUAAUGACGUGGAUUACCGGCUGCUGGAGCGAAUGUCGCUGGAAAACUGUGGGAUGAUGAGGCGUAUCCAGGAGGAUGCAGAUGCCAGCGCUAUGCUGAAAGGGUUCUACGAUGAGAUCGGGACUCCUCUGCUGUCUGACAUAAGGAUCAACUACACGGAGGACUCAGUCAAUUACGUCACUCAGAAUCUUUUUAAUAAUUACUUCAAUGGCUCCGAGAUCGUUGUUGCCGGCAAGAUCGCCAACCAGAGUGCAGAGUCCCUCCAUGUCCAGGUGACUGCCAGCAACAAGGACAGGAGCAUCAUCCUGGAGGCCGACGUGCCGCUGCGGCAGCAGCAGAUAGAGACUGAGAAGAGAAUCAAGGCAGUCACUUCUGCAAUGGCAAAAGAAACCAAAGCUCCGGGGUUACAGGGGACGCCGGGAUUGGGGACCAGCCUGGGUUCGAUUGCAGAAGACUUUGUGGAGCGUGUCUGGGGUUUCCUAACUGUCAAGGAGGAGCUGCGGUCGCAGCUUCGCAGCCAAACCAGAAAGGACAGGGAAGAUCACACAGAAAAGGCCACUAAUCUGUCUUUGACCUACCACUUUCUCACUCCCCUCACCAACAUGGUGGUGGACAAGCCUGAGGUCCUGGCUGAUGGCACCAUGGCAACGGCACCAAGGGUUACAUCAGCGUCUGAUGAGGCUGCCUCACCUGCCAAUGAGCUGCCAGGUGACAGUGGCGACGAAAAACCAGAGAAAGCAGACAGGAGGUUGGGCAGCCUGACCUCACCCCCCAGAAACCUCAUAGGUAAAAGUGAGAGGAGACAAGUGAAGAAAUCCAUCACCAUCUCCAAAACAUCAGCGGAUGGUGACCCUCACUUCGUGGUGGAGUUCCCCCUCAGCAAACUAACGGUGUGUUUUAACAUCAACGGUGAACCAGGGCACGUCCUUCGCCUGGUUUCUGACCACAAGCACUCAGGUGUGACAGUUAAUGGAAAGCUGGUCGGUGCCCCGGCUCCACCAGGCAGCCACAAGCAGCAGCGCACAUACUUCAGCACCAUCACCAUCGUGGUGGAUCAUCCCAAACGCUCCUACAUCGAGGUGACCCCUAAGAAAGUCAUCCUUGACGGACUGGACCGCAUGGUCCUGCCCUGCCACUCCACCGUGCUCGUGGACAGCGGUGUGCUGUCGGUGGCCGUCGUGGGAAACUCUAACGUGACUGUGAUGGUGGGAGGCAACAUCAGCUUUGUCAUCUUGCUGCAUCAUUACAAGAACCCCGCCCCUUACCAGAGAGACCAUUUGGGGUUCUACAUUGGCAACAGCAAGGGGCUGUCGCACGACUGCCACGGUCUGCUAGGUCAGUUCUUGUACGAGGAAGUGGGACUGGCAGAGGUUCCUGCACAUGGAGACACAAAGCCCAGCACAGUCCUGAAGGUGAAGCGGCGCUCGGUGCCGGUGGUUCACAAGAGCAGGAAGAUCUACAGCGGGACGCAGAGCGUCAACUGCUGGUUCGCUCGCAACAACGCUGCCAAACUGAUAGAUGGACAGUAUGAGGACUAUUUGAUGUCCCACAUGUUUGACACGGGAGAAUGGCCACAUGGGACUAACAGAGUGUGAGGAGGUCAUCAACCUUUGUGCCAACUUUUAAUUAUUUAACUUUUGUGCCUUUUAAAAACAAUUAUCAAGUUAAAAUAGACUGAAAUGGCUCCAAGUCUUCACGCUUCACCAGGGGAUCCUUUUUGAAUAGAUCUUUUUAUCAUUUAUAUUAAAAUGUUUUUAUUAUGUGAUCUUUAAUAUUUCUACAAAAAAACUAUUAAUGUAAAUAGAACUUUUAAACUCACAUUUGUAAGCUGAUUUCUGA
Molecule: messenger RNA, 3292 nt
Organism: Cololabis saira (Pacific saury)
Lineage: Eukaryota; Metazoa; Chordata; Actinopteri; Beloniformes; Belonidae
Gene: itih5
Product: inter-alpha-trypsin inhibitor heavy chain 5
Exons: 14
Coding region: 79-3048 (989 amino acids)
Biological process (GO): hyaluronan metabolic process
Molecular function (GO): serine-type endopeptidase inhibitor activity
Source: RefSeq, a predicted model, not a curated record